Molecule: messenger RNA, 1290 nt
Organism: Oppia nitens
Lineage: Eukaryota; Metazoa; Arthropoda; Arachnida; Sarcoptiformes; Oppiidae
Gene: Nthl1
Product: endonuclease III-like protein 1
Exons: 1
Coding region: 124-1218 (364 amino acids)
Biological process (GO): nucleotide-excision repair; base-excision repair, AP site formation; base-excision repair
Cellular component (GO): nucleus
Molecular function (GO): 4 iron, 4 sulfur cluster binding; DNA-(apurinic or apyrimidinic site) endonuclease activity; oxidized pyrimidine nucleobase lesion DNA N-glycosylase activity
Source: RefSeq, a predicted model, not a curated record
GUAACAGUGUUUGUGAACGACUCGUCAUUUGAUUUUUUGUUUCAAAACAAACUUUUUUUUCAAAAAAAUGAAACGAAAACAACAAUUGUCUUAACAUUUGAUCCAUAGUUUCUGUUUCUGUGAAUGAUAUCGACAACAGUCCGCUUAAGACACACUGGUUUUGCAAGUAUUAGAUCUGUUUUGUUGUCGUUGUUUCAGCCGAAGAUGUCCACAACAAUAACAACUGUCCGCACGACACGAUCGCAGACGCGUCUGAAGUCGUCGUCGUCUAUAUUGCCGUCGAUGACAACAAUCAAGAAGAAGAAGAAUAAUAAUAAUAAGAUGACCACUAAAAGUCAAGAUAACCAGAUGGUCAUCAUCGAGACAAGUGUAUACUUUGGUGACACCGAUAGUGAUAAAGCCAAUAACAACUCAUCGACAACAACUGUCCAAAAACCGAAUGUCCAAAACAAAAGACAACGAAAAUCAGUUGUUGAGUCCACUGAAGAGCCGAAAAAUUGGCGACAAUUACUUGAAAAUAUAAGACAAAUGAGAAGCGAUAGGAAUGCAGUGGUCGACAGUAUGGGCGCCGAAAAGACUUACGAUGAAAAUGAAGGCAACGAUAAAGACAAACGCUUUCAGAUAUUGAUAUCACUGAUGCUGUCGAGUCAGACCAGAGAUGAGAUAACUUAUGCAACAAUGCAAUCGCUGCGUAACUAUGGUCUGACUGUUGACCAUAUUAUUGCUACCGAUGAUACACUGUUGAUGGAAAUGAUACGAUCGGUUAGUUUCUAUCGUAAUAAAUGCAAAUUUAUUAAACGAACAGCUAUUAUACUGCGGGAUCAGUUUGACGGCGACAUUCCCGACACACUCGAUGGACUGUUGUCACUGCCGGGAGUGGGUCCUAAAAUGGCACACUUGGCGAUGAAAAUCGCUUGGAAUCAGUUGACAGGAGUGGCUGUCGAUACACACGUUCAUCGUAUUUGCAAUCGUUUGAAAUGGACAAACAAUACGAAGACACCGGAACAGACACAAAAACAAUUGGAAAAAUGGUUGCCGAAAGAGGAUUGGGAUGACUUUAAUCUGUUGGUUGUCGGCUUUGGUCAGACUAUUUGUUCGGCAAUUAAACCCAAAUGCAAUGAAUGUCUUAAUCAAAGUCUGUGUCCGUUUGUGUCUUCAUCGACGACGACGACAACAAAGAUUAAGAAGAAAAAGAGUGCCAAAGAUAUCGAAUUUUAGACAAAUUGUUUGUUUGUUUUGUUUUAUUGAAAUGUUUUUAUUGAAUAUCACCAAAAAAAAUAUAAGCCAUUA